This is a messenger RNA of Astyanax mexicanus (Mexican tetra), 2011 nucleotides long. RefSeq names its product craniofacial development protein 1 (gene cfdp1). The coding region runs from base 106 to 1029 and encodes 307 amino acids. The record is from RefSeq and is a predicted model, not a curated record. The transcript has 7 exons. NCBI's taxonomy places the organism in Eukaryota, Metazoa, Chordata, Actinopteri, Characiformes, Acestrorhamphidae.
CUCUAUACAGGCUCUCUGUCCAUGCCUUGUGUGAAACAGGCUGGCUAGCUGAACAGCUACACAUUUGUUGUGUUUGUGGCGGUUCUUCUCUCUCUCCAGCAGGAAAUGAUGAAUUAUUCGGACUAUGACUCGGAUGACUAUUCCUCAAAUGAAGAUGAAGACUAUGUUCCCUCUGAUGACAACCUGAGCGAAGAUGACAUUAAUGAAUGUGUGAAGGAAGAUGGCUUGGAUGAAGAGGACCAAAAUGAACCACGGCCUGACAAUGCGAAGAAGAAAAAGUUAAAGAAGUCAAGUAAAGAUCUUUCUGUGAGAAAAAGAAAAAAAGGAGGACUUAAGCUGGAAGGAGGUGAUGAGGGUGGCACAGAUGAACAGAAGGAAGAUGAAGGACAAGCGAAAGAGGAGGAGUCUGUACCAAAGUCAGUGGAAAAACAUGAAGAGAAGAAGAAACAAAAAGCAGAUGAUCUUUGGGCAAGUUUUUUAAAGGAUGUUGGCCCAAGACCCAAAGCUCAGACACCUGCCUCUCAACAGACUACAGCUGAUUCCACACCACAAGAAGCCAGUAAAACCACCACAGAUCCUCCGCAGGAAGAACCAAAAUCCAAAAAGCCCUCCACAGUCACAAUAACAAAGGUUUUUGACUUUGCAGGAGAAGAAGUCCGGGUCACUAAAGAGGUGGCUUCUGAUUCACGAGAGGCAAAAAGUUUCCUGAAACAGGAAGAGAAGCAGGAGCAGCCAAUGUCUCCCUCUAAAGCCCCUUCAUCACUCAUUCCUGGACCCAGUGUGAAGAGGCCAGCAGGGAUGGGCAGCAUCCUGAACCGUAUUGGAUCCAAGAAGCAGAAGAUGAGCACGCUGGAAAAGUCCAAGCUGGACUGGGAUAGCUUCAAAACAGAAGAGGGCAUCGGCGAUGAGCUGGCCAUCCACAACCGAGGAAAAGAAGGGUACGUGGAGAGGAAAAACUUUCUGGAGAGAGUGGAUCAGCGGCAGUUUGAGCUGGAGAAGAACGUGCGUCUGAGCAACAUGAAAAGAUGACUGGAGAAUUCACAGGGUGGAUCAGGUCACACAUGGACUUUAUACACUCACACACACUCACACACACACACAAACACACACACACACACAUAUUCACUCACUUUGUGCUGCAAGUCACUAUUUGACUCUGUUGGCCGUCUCCUUGAUUGGCAGUUCUCACACCUCCCGCUCCACAAGAGCUGCCCACUCAUCCGUGGAUGGAGCCAAUUGAGAUUCAUAUGGUCUUACCCUGUGUUGUGUAUCCACUUCUGCUGACCUGACCUGUGUAAGAAUGGAAUCUGCUAAAACUCACUCGUGUCACUCAGAAACUGGAUUCAGAAAGAACACAACAAUCCAGAGAAAUACAGGAACAUUUACAGAUCUCUAAAGCAUUUAUUUGUUUUAUUUCAGAAAAUGUAAUUGUAUAUCAUGGUAUAUCAUUGUAUAUCAGUGCAGUGUUUCUCAGGCCAGUUUGCAAGUUAGAGAGGUUUUAUCUACAUUAUUCUGUUUCCAAAUACGGUUCCAGAACAAUUUCAGCCCCAGCUCAUGCUUGACCUGCUCUAACAUGAUUCUAUUUUUCUCAGUCUAAGGAACCCUGUGUACUGCACUUGCAGUUUGAUGCAUGUUCUGUGCUCUUGCACACCUGGUUUAACUCAUAAUAUAACUACUAUGCUCUUGAAGAACUCAGUUUGGUGUGUUGAAGCAGGGAAAUUCCAAAACCAUUAGCAGAACAUGGGAUUUCCAAGUGGAGGACUGGCAUCCAUUGCUUGUAGGGAAUUUUUACUCCAAGUACAAGAAGACAAACAUCAGGGGUGUUCUCAGAAUAGAAGAAUAAGGGUGUGUAGUUGUUUGUCUCUCUGUUUGUGCUAUUUCUCCUUUGAGAUUUUGCGCCGUUAAGAUUGAUUGUAUGAUAAUUACGUCUCUCGCCCCAUAAACAUUUUUUUUUUCUUUACCCUUUGACUUGAAUAAAUCAAAUCAUUUGGUUUGGUCUUUUUUUAAAAUA